GGAGCAGAACAAUCUUAUUCAGAAACUACAUUCAUUCCAUAGAAUACUGGGUCAGAGUAUCAACAGAGACUUUCUGCUUAAUACGGAUCAACCCCUGCCCAGGAUGGAUGUCUUGUCUGCAGAGAAUGCUCACUCUCCAUGCUUAGAUAUGGAACUCUCUCAACCCUCUCCUCCUCCUCUUACCCACAACAAGCUGGAGUCUCUAGACUCAGCGACCUACUUGGGAUCUGUGUCCUCUAACGACCAUGAUCAGGCGUCCGCAGCCUCAUUUCUGCAGUACGUGGAGAGCAAUGAGUUUGGCGGAGGUUUAGGAGGAUAUCCAGGAGCUGUUUAUGUUUCUCCAUCCUUGUAUCCUAACUCUACCUCCCCUUCAGCCACGACAUUCUACGAUACAUCAACAUAUACCGGUCUUCAGACUAAUGUGACCUCUCCCCAGUCCCAGCUGGUUUCCUAUGCUGGAUCCACCUUUCUUAUCCAGCCUGGACCUGAUGGGUCAACUACGCCCUUAAUCACAGCUGUCAGUCGAUCCCCGCAGGAUUCUAUUGAGAACAGCUGUGGGAGUCCGAACCCUGGACACUCCAUGAGCUACGCAACCCGUGUAUCUCCAAUAACAAUCCAGUGGUUGAUUGCCAACUAUGAGACUGCUGAAGGAGUUUCUCUUCCUAGAUCUACCCUCUACUCUCACUACCUGAGACAUUGUAAUGAAUCUAAGCAGGAUCCAGUAAAUGCUGCUAGCUUUGGAAAACUCAUUCGAUCCGUCUUUCUAGGCCUGAGAACAAGAAGCUAUGGUUUUGAUUUUUUAAGCUGUCAUUACUACGGUAUCCGAGUGAAGCCUAGUUCUACCUUGAACCACCUGGACGUAUCUUCUCCGCGUCCACCUGUAGCACAGAAGAAGAAAACCUCAAAUACUCAGAAGCUGGGAGAACAACCAGACCAAUCUCUACAGGUGAGUUCAACCCUUGGAUCAAGUCUUAGUGAAUACCUGGGUCCAGCUCAGGGUAUAACCCUACCCUCUCUAGCUGUCAACAAGGAGGAGAUUCCCCCCGACUUGGAUCCCGAGACCAUCACCAUCUUCACAGACAUGUACAAGAAGCAUCUCACCAGGAUACUGGACUGUGUCAUUAAUCUCAACUUUACAGAAAUUGAGAAAAUAUGGACUGAAUUUUGGCAUCUCAGCGAUGCGAAAGAUUUUGACAUGCUUGACUUGCAGCAAAAACCGGUUUCUAAGGAAAAACUUCUUCAGCUGUUUACUCUGCACAAAAUACAGAAUUAUGUGCAAGAAAGCGACUUUGUAUUCUACCAGGCUCUAGUUGACAUCCUUAUCCCUGAUGUUCUACGACCAAUACCUCCAACCCUUACUCAAGCUAUCAGGACAUUUGCCAAGUCCCUAGAGCCCUGGAUGACCUGUGCUAUGUCGGAUUGGAGCUCUGAGAUAAAAACAAUAAAACUGAAUACUGUCAGGGCGUUUUCUCAGACAUUAAGAAGAUAUACAAGUUUGAAUCAUCUAGCUCAGGCCGCUAGAGCAGUUCUGCAGAAUAAUCAGCAGAUUACACAAAUGCUGGCAGAUCUAAACAGGGUGGAUUUCUCGAAUGUUCAAGAGCAGGCAAGCUGGGUGUGUGGUUGUGACUCCAGCCUAGUUCUAGAGUUGGAGCAGGACUUCAAGGAUACCUUGAGUCAGCAGGUGAGCCUGGAGUGCUGGGCGGAGUGGUUGGAGGGUGUGGCGGACCGUGUGCUUAAGGCGGAGACUAAAGAAAACAUUGCAGCGGCUGCAAAACAGUUUCUUCUCAGAUGGUCUUUUUACUCAAGUAUGAUCAUCCGUGAUCUGACUCUACGGAGUGCAUCUAGCUUUGGGAGUUUCCAUUUGAUACGACUACUCUAUGACGAGUUCAUGUUCUACACUAUCGAACACAAGGUAGCCACAGUUCUGAAAACCACUCCAGUAGCCAUAAUGGUAGCUUCAAGUCCCCCUCCCAAGAAGCCGUGGCCUGUGGCGCCAAAGGAUUCCGUAAAUUCCGAAAAUCUGUUUAAGCGCAGUAUUCCGUUAAUUGCCGAGAAAUCUAAACCUGAUAUGAACCUUCCGUCUGUUCUGCCUACGCCCGGGCAAACCCUGCGCAAUGCCGCUGAAAACUCAAAAUCCCCCAAAACUUCUGCUGCCACAAACUCAACAAAUUUGGAGGAUUUUACGGACGACAUUUUCCCAAAAAAGGUUAAAUAUGAGUAUGACUAGGAAUGCCAUCCGAUCUUUAUAGUCAUUCAUAUUUUUAAUCUCUUUUAUGUUUAUGUUUCAAGUUUUGAACCGCUAAACCUUACCUAGUCAUUAAUCAAGUCCAUUAACAAGUUUCGGUGAAUACGUAAUAAUACAGUAAUCUUUUCAAGCUCAAUGAAAGAAGUAUUUUUACUUAUCUAUAUCUUGCCUAUUUUCUGUGAUUUUAUUUUUAGUCAUUGUAAACAAUCUCCGUCCAGUAUCUAAGUGUACAAAUUAGACUUUUUAGGAAAAUUUUAUAAAUCUGGUUUUGUGCUAUAUAGGUUAUAUAUGCUGAAUACUAAUUAGUAAUGCUUUAAAAUUUUUAUAUCUUUUACUAGUGCCGAGUGCGAGAAAAGGGGUUGUUUAUAAUUAUCACUGUCCCCCAAAAAUAACAAAAAAUAAGCAACCAAAAACAUUUAAAGGACAAACUUUUUAUAAACAGUCCCUUAUUAAUAAAAUAUUGAGCCAACCGUAUCCGUCCAAUUGAAUAUAGGUGAUCUCAACCAGGUUCCGUCCAUAAACAUCAUUUGAUUGAUUUUAUUCUUGUAAAACUGUUGUAUACACUACACGUGUGAUUCUUUAAAAACUCAGAAAUGACUUAUAAAUUGUUUUUUUUUCUGAAGUAAUUCGUGAAUGCCAGACUGCACUUUUGUUUGAAUUUUGUAUUAAAGUGGUUGGUGUAGUAAUUCCGGUAAUUCUCCAUUUAAAGAUUUACUUUCCUAAUUCACAAUGGUAUCCUUUAAACUUAACACUAUCUGAGUAAGAUUAAGGAAGAUAUUACUGCAAAAAUAUGUCUAAUUUCCAAUUUUUAUUGUCUUGGCUCUAUGCUUAACUCCGCGAGUCAGUUUUACCAAGAAUCCAAAGUUGAGGAUUGUGAAUUUUCAAAUAGAAAAGCAAGACUAAUUACAUAAUUUUACAAAUCAUUGUGAUUCAGGCAUGCGACCCUUUAAAUGAAGGUUUACUUGAAAUCACGUUGACAGUCCCUUUAAGUAGUUUUUAUAUGAAUUGUAAACUAUUUAUGUGGUGAAUUGAAUUGCUAUCUUGUGUGAAACUUACAAAUAUAUAUAUUUGUGUGACAAA
Eurytemora carolleeae is the source of this 3325-nucleotide messenger RNA. It is a transcript of the gene Rfx, whose product is annotated as DNA-binding protein RFX2. Bases 104 to 2227 code for a protein of 707 amino acids. Gene Ontology annotation, molecular function: phosphatidylinositol-4,5-bisphosphate phospholipase C activity; DNA-binding transcription factor activity, RNA polymerase II-specific; RNA polymerase II cis-regulatory region sequence-specific DNA binding. The record is from RefSeq and is a predicted model, not a curated record. NCBI's taxonomy places the organism in Eukaryota, Metazoa, Arthropoda, Copepoda, Calanoida, Temoridae. The transcript is spliced from 13 exons. Gene Ontology annotation, biological process: intracellular signal transduction; regulation of transcription by RNA polymerase II; lipid metabolic process.